AUGGACUUGGUGUCGCACGGGUCGUCGGCAUUUAUCGCCAGUCUCAAGGCCAACACGACCCUGACAGAGCUCAACCUGAGUCGCAACUUUUUAAAGGAGCGUGAUGGUUUGUUGCUGGGCGAGAUUAUCAAACACAACAACACGCUCAACAAGGUGGACCUUAGCUUCAACGAGUUCCGUAUAUCCGGUCUCAAGAGCAUCAUCGAGGCGUUGCAGUACAACCACGCAGUCACGGAUAUUAAUUUGGAGGCUGUGUGUCGCUUGGACUCUCAUCGAGGGCAUCAUCCAACUCAAACACAACCGCAAUCUCAAGAGCCUCAACCUCAGCCACAACACGUUUGGCAAGCAGUUCAACCAUGCGCUGGGCGACCUCAUUGCGCAGAACCGCUCCGUCACGAAUUUGCACCUCAACUACCUCAAACUGGACGACGAGUGCGGCGCCAAGGUUGGACGCGCACUCUGCGCCAACCAGACCCUUCGGUCACUAUCCAUGAUCUACAACCAGCUGGGUCGCGAGAGUGGUUUUGA
Molecule: messenger RNA, 528 nt
Organism: Cavenderia fasciculata
Lineage: Eukaryota; Evosea; Eumycetozoa; Acytosteliales; Cavenderiaceae
Exons: 2
Coding region: 1-528 (175 amino acids)
Molecular function (GO): protein binding
Source: RefSeq, a predicted model, not a curated record